Lodderomyces pseudojiufengensis is the source of this 339-nucleotide messenger RNA. Its product is annotated as DNA-directed RNA polymerase II core subunit. Gene Ontology annotation, cellular component: RNA polymerase II, core complex. The record is from RefSeq and is a predicted model, not a curated record. Bases 1 to 339 code for a protein of 112 amino acids. NCBI's taxonomy places the organism in Eukaryota, Fungi, Ascomycota, Pichiomycetes, Serinales, Debaryomycetaceae. Gene Ontology annotation, molecular function: nucleic acid binding; zinc ion binding; DNA-directed RNA polymerase activity. Gene Ontology annotation, biological process: transcription initiation at RNA polymerase II promoter; DNA-templated transcription; maintenance of transcriptional fidelity during transcription elongation by RNA polymerase II. The transcript has a single exon.
AUGGCAUCAUUUAGGUUUUGUGCUGAGUGCAAUAAUAUGUUGUAUCCAAGAGAAGAUAAAGAAGAUCAAAGAUUACUUUAUGCAUGUAGAAAUUGUGGUUAUACAGAAUUAGCAGAAAAUCCAAAAGUUUAUAGACAUGAAUUAAUUACAAACAUUGGUGCAACUGCUGGUGUUGUUGAAGAUAUUGGUCAAGAUCCAACAUUACCUAGAAGUGAUAAAGAAUGUACAAGAUGUGGGAAUAGAGAUUGUGUAUUUUUUCAAAGUCAACAAAAGAGGAAAGAUACAAGUAUGAUAUUAUUUUUUGUUUGUUUGGAAUGUAAACAUGUAUUUCAAGCUUAA